AGUGAACGUAGCAGCGUUAAGGCACCGCUGAAGAACAGUUUUUAUUUUCCACCAUCAUUCCAUUAUUUUAUGAAUUGUAUAUUUGUGUAGAAACAUAUAUAUAUAUAUAUAUAUAUAUAUUUUUCUUUCUAUUUUUUAAAGAAUAGCAAGACCCGGAGAAGAUGGAACUGAAUUCUCUUUUAAUUUUGCUGGAGGCUGCAGAAUAUUUGGAGAGAAGAGACAGAGAGGCAGAGCACGGUUAUGCGUCUGUUUUACCGUACAGCAGCGACUUUUCCCGAAAGAAAACGAAAGCCACACCAAUUUCCAGAAAAGCUCUGAACAAUAGAUCGUCACACAACGAGCUCGAGAAACACAGACGUGCCAAGCUACGGCUCUACUUGGAGCAGUUGAAGAAGCUGGUGCCUUUGGGUCCAGACAGCACGAGACACACCACCCUGAGCCUGCUGAAAAGGGCCAAAAUGCACAUUAAGAAGCUGGAGGAGCAGGACAGGAAGGCUCUAAACGUGAAGGAGCAGCUUCAAAGAGAGCACCGCUACCUCAAACGCCGCCUUGAGCAGCUCUCUGUGUCGGGAUCCGUGGAGCGCAUCCGCACCGACAGCAUGGGCUCCACCAUUUCCACCGAUUCAGAGCAAGAGGUGGACAUCGAGGGCAUGGAGUUCACCCCGGGUGAGGCAGACAGCGUAGACAGCAUCAGCGACGGCGAGGAAGAGGAGGAGGAGGAGGACCACUACAGCGUCCAGAGCAGCUCUAGCGACACCAGCUACACAGCCGCACAUUCCCACAGACUGCAGCCGCAUCACUGUUAGGCACCUUCCAUUGCUCAAACAACCAGUUCCCCCCACCCUUUUUGCUUUCCUUUCUGAUACCCCAACAGCGCCCGCUACCUGCAUCAGACCAGUCCACAACGGCGGUACAGCUUCCACCUGUCCCAGGCCACGACUCUGCAGGCCGACAUGCUAGCCGAGCCCUUCCUGGCACUCCUCACCCCUAAUCAUUGAUCUCUCCCUAAUGUAUCCUGCCUCCGAUACGCCCUGUCCUCACAGCCCCUUCUAACCUAGAGUUGCUGCAGGCUCAGAUAGUGCAGAGUUUAUGGUUUUUCUAUCUGAUAAUUCUGCGGGGGUAAAGGUGAACAGCUUUGACCUGGUAAUUGCUUCAUGCAAACUUCAGUCAUCUUCCAGAGGCAAUAGUACUUGGACAAGGCUUUGCACUAAAAAGAAAAGCACUUCUGUUUGCGCAGCAAUACAUGCAACAUUAGGACCUCAAAAGUCAUUCUCAUCUAACGGCAUCAUCCAUUUAAUCAUAAAUAGAAAAAUGACUGUUGCAUAAGAUCUGUAGGUGUCUUGAAACAUUCUGCCUACAAAUGAAAGGACAAUGGCUUUAAAUCUGCUUUCAAAUGAGUAAAUUGUGUUUGGUAAUAACAUUUGGAGAGAGUACCUACCUAGAUUUAACAUCUUGGUGAGACGUAUCUCCUCAGGUUGUACAGAUGCCAAGCCAAGCUCAGAAAUGCCUCUCUGAAGUAGCUACAGUGCCUCACAAAAAGCAUUUAUACUGCUUCUAAUGAAAAGGUUCCAGGGGUGUGAACACUUUUCGGAGGCCCUGCAGAGGCCUGCAAAGGAGCACCGCCAAAUCUUUCAUCACACCCUGACCUGCCAGUCGAGAAGCAUUGACCCUUUCAUUUUUUAUAUCUUCAUCAUGUCCUGAAUGCACAGCCAGGUUGCCAUAAGCGUGCAACACGCAUUUGAACUUUUAUUUUUGUUUUUUUCCCCAGAACCUCUUUUGAUGGUCAGUUCAUCUUUCUAUAAAGAAGACAGGAGAAACGUCAGAGCUGCAGCAGAGCAGAAACAGUGUAAAUCAGUGUAAAUAAUCCAGUUACUGUCCUUAUCUACACGUCGCCAUUUGGUUGGGUCGCCUAACCACUAACGCCACACUACUGACCACUACACUAUACUACCAGAUGGUGUGGAUGGACUACUAAGUCAGAGAGAAAAAAAAGAAGGAAGGAGUUGUCCUACAACUAUAAAAACUCAAAUCUCGUGUGUUUUUUUUUUUCUUCUUCUCAGUAGCUAAUUGAUGUAGCAAUAAGAGGAUUCCUCUUAAGUUUUGAAGUGAUCCUGGUGGACCACGAGUUAUUGUUAUUGGGAGAUUUUUUUUGUCGUGUUUUAUUCCUUGUAAGCCUUUAGAUGGUAAGCUGUCCUUCGCAUCGGAUUCACUAACUGAUCCUGACCCGUCAGCACAGCACCAUCUAACAUUAAAUGGUAGAAAGAUUCUCUGCAGCUCUGUCGCUUCGCUUGCAUUUACAGAGUUCGAUUAGCAGGUCAAAGCUGGCACAUCAAAGUGGAAAAAAAUGGAACAAAUGAUCAUCUUUCAGUUUCUCUAAAACAAGAAAUCUUCUCUUCUCUGCUCACUGUUACUUUUUAACCCUCCCGGUUUUUGUGGGUGAAGUCCCCCCCCCCCGUAUUUGACUGUAACUCAUGCACAGUAGUGGCUUUGGAUGGACGAGGUGCUGCUGUUGCUCUCUGACGGUGUUAGCAAUCAGUAGCCCCCUCACCCACCCAGCCCCCGGCCUCUUGCAGUGUAGAGCUUGGCACUUUAAAAAACAGAAAAGCAGCCCGUCCACUACAGCGGGUGGGUCUGACCAAAAAAACACAAAACAUUAUAUAUAUAAAAAAAAAAAAAAAACUGGAAAGAAAAGAAGCUACUCGUCACUCAAAGUGAAACCAGCUAGUGUGGUCUAUUUUUCUUGUACUGAGUUUUGUAUUAUAUUUUCCUAAAUGUUCUCUAAAGCUGAAAAAAAGGACAAAAAAAGAGUGAGUAUAUCUAUAUCUAUAAAUAUAUAUCUAUAUAAGAGAUGGACAGACAGGAAGCCAGGCUUGUUGAGGGGAGAGUCGGGGCAGGGGAGCUCAUACACUGGCUCCCUCUCUCUUGGGUGACUCCUGCUGUCAUUCUGUGCCUUGGUGAGCCUUCCUCCUCCUCCUCCUCCUCCUCCUCCUCCUUACCUCCCCAACUCAGGUCACACUCCCCCUCCUUGUCUUCUCAACACUUCCACAAGCAGAGCGGCCUCGGGAUGACCUCAGAAUCCCCCCGCCGCCUCUUGGUGUCUGCUCGGAGCCACCGCCGCACCCUGCACGCUGUCCAGGACACCCCCCUCCCCCAGCCGCCUCUGUCAUGAAAAUAAACAAAAAGACACACUGGUGACCUCCCAUGGCAGCUUCCAGUCGCCCCCCACCUCCUUCAUCGAAUGGACACCAGCGGGGCUCUAAACGUCUGGCCUUGAAGCUUGUUCAUCUUUUUUUUUUUUUUUUUUUACAAUUAUUGUAUGUUGACUAAAUGUUUGUUCUGCGGGAGCCAACCGGGAGAGGAGCGAUAAAACAAUAAUCCAAUCAAUGGCAGCUUAAGGUGUUAUCCUCCGAGCUCCCAGGUGGACCGUCCCAAACUGAAAAAAAAGUAGUGUCACCCAUCAGUCAGGGGGACUUCUCAACUCACAGCAAUAUGACCAUCUUGUGCUUUCAGACAAGGGAGGGUGGGCAGGUGCUUAAGACAAGCAGGUGGUUUAUUUUUGCUUUUACUCUGUGGUGCAUUUAUGGUGACCAACACUUUUGUUUGUUUAUUUUUUACCUCCUAUCUGCACUCUCUCCGCACACCGCAGGAGGGCAAAAAAAAAAAAAAAAUAACCCCAGGUAAAAUGUCUUUUCUUUUGGUCAUAAAGAGUUUACAUUCAUGUCAGAGCAUUUGUACAUGACUGUUUGUAGCAAAACAAAACAAACAAAUGAAAAAAAGGUGUCCUUGUUGGUCAAAAUGAACAACUGAGUACACUAUUAUUAAAGGCAUCGGACGAUUCUCUCGCACAGAACCUCCUGUAUGAAAAGAGACGUGGAUGGAGCGAGUAGAGAGCCAGAUAUGAGAUUAUAACGUUUUAGUUCUGUCAUUGAAACAUAGCACACACACUCAGGACGAGUGGUUACUGAGCAGCUGACUGGACAUGUCGACAUUAUGGUUGAGUUUUAAAAGGUGGGGCGGUGUGGACGGGAGUUCCUGUAAUGAUGUGCCUUGUGAAAAAAAAAAACAAUUUUCCUUACAAAGCAGAGAUUGUAGUACUUAAAGACGGUCUAUGUAUGUGUAGGCAUGGGCCAUUGACUGGUAUUGACGUUUUAAAAAGUUAUGGUUUCAAAACUGGAAAAUCUUCCGUCACAAAAUAGAAAUGGCUUCUUCGGACCAAUACAGUUUCCUUCAUUUAUGACAUGCCGAUUCAAUUUCAACCAAUCCAUUGUUUUUCUUAGGACUAUAAAGGACUGUUGACAGAAGUAGUACUUUUGAAUCCAAAAGAACAUGAAGGAUAUUUCAAGUCUCUGACUGAUUGAUUGAUUGAUUGAUUGAUACAAGUCCUUUUUGAUUGAUUGAUUGAUACAAGUCCUUUUUGAUUGAUUGAUUGAUACAAGUCCUUUUAAUGAGGUGGCGAUCAAGGGGAAAUUAGCCGAUACUGAAAUCUGGACGAUUUAUCUAUUGGUGGAUCUCCAAUUGAAAGUCCCUUUAAAUGAAAUGCCUGAAGAAAUGCUGGAGUGACUGGAGUUUCCUGCAGCUAGAGUGGCAUAACGUUACCACCUGUUACUGCACACUGCUAGUCAGAUGAUUGAAAACAAGGCUACACUGUUUUUCUCAUGAGAUAGACAACUCUGGUUGUAGUUAAAUUAAAGCAGUUAGAUCGUGUUUGAUAUUUUUGUGUUAGAACCUCUCUAUUUUUUUCUUAAUGUUUUUCCUGAUGUGACAAUAUCUUGACUGGCCCAUGCCUACAUUCGUGUUGCUGUUGGACAGAAAUUAGGUUCGGUGUGGCGCGUUUCUGCAAAACCUGUAGGUAGGUAUGGAAAUUUCUGCAGGAUCGGACAAAAAGGACACCAUGGUCAGACUUCAAAAUCGAGUCAAAUCUGCUGCUGCUUUUAAAAUCCACACAAUGACUUCCAUUAUAAAUAUUAUUCCUGCCAAACAAAGUCACUUUUAUUCCUUCCAUGAUUAAUUAGAAUUUGUCAUGUAAUGCAACGUGGAUAGCUUUAACUACCCUUUAGGCUUUAGGUCAGCUUUCCAGUUUCUGCACUUUUUAGCCUUCAUCUCUUUUCCUUUUAAUUCGCAUCUCCACACAUGGAGCUAGAACCCUCCAGAGCAACAUCCACCAAGAGGAUGCCUGGCUCGGGAUUUAGUACAGAGGACGAUGGAGAAACCGUCGGGGACUGACGUGCUGAGCAGAGGAGGGAGAGUUCUGUGCCAGAGACCUGUGAAAUAUGUUCCUUUAUAGAGGAUGUGUAAUUUGCAUACAGAAGAUGUUAUUAAAUUCCUUUUGUUUUUGUUUUGUUCGUAUGAGUGCGUGUACACGAGUACCUGGUGCUGGCUACAUUUUAGCAAACACUUGAAGGUAUUGUGUAUAGUCUCAUUGUAUUAUAAUUAAAAUGUUUUCUACAUAAA
Molecule: messenger RNA, 5451 nt
Organism: Girardinichthys multiradiatus
Lineage: Eukaryota; Metazoa; Chordata; Actinopteri; Cyprinodontiformes; Goodeidae
Gene: mxd4
Product: MAX dimerization protein 4
Exons: 6
Coding region: 162-806 (214 amino acids)
Biological process (GO): regulation of transcription by RNA polymerase II
Molecular function (GO): DNA-binding transcription factor activity, RNA polymerase II-specific; protein dimerization activity; RNA polymerase II cis-regulatory region sequence-specific DNA binding
Source: RefSeq, a predicted model, not a curated record